AUGGGUGCCGGUGUGUGUGAUUUAUGCCAUGUGAACCCAAAGUUUGUGGAUGGGGGAAAAACGUAUCCGUAUUGCGGGAAGGCAUGUGCCUCAAGGGCUAAAGCCAGGGGGGCACAGGUACAGGGCCAUGCAGCUCCGUCUGGCGGUUGCGCGGUUCCAGGGUGUCCCAAAGCGCCCUUCGUAGAUGCGACCGGUAAGGCAGGUCUCUACUGUGGGCGAUCGCACGCAGAGCUUGCGAAGAAUGCAUGCCUUGUAUGCCACAAGGCUCCCAGACAUGGCCAUUAUCCAUGGUGUGGAAAAACAUGUGGUGCCAAAGCCGAAAGUCAGGCUACGCCUUUGUUGAAGGUACCCAAGGGCCACGUUAUGUUCCAAGACGUUGAGGCACAAUUCAAAACGUCGUGGAAACUCCCUUUAUGUUCGCCCCCAGAAGUGAAGUAUAUAUACAAAAUUGUGUGGUCGCCUUCUUCUCGCGCUAACUACGACAAGUAUCGAGCAUCGGUCGAGGCACGAGGCAAUUUCACGGCGAAAGGGCUUUCCGCAGGCAACGAAUGCAGGCGCUGGCAUGGUACCGUCCGGGAAUGUCACGUUGGAGAGCCAGGCCACGACCAGCUCUGUGGAUCCCCGACAUGCAGGCUUUGCACCAUUAUGAAGACGUCCUUCCAUUUAAGCACGGCUGGUAAAAACUUUGCACUGCUCAGAUUUGGUCCUGGUAUUUACACGAGCUCUGAUUCCGCCACAUCCAAUGGGUACUCUCGCAAUACCCAAACAUCUCCUGUGAAAGCUCUGCUUCUGAAUAAAGUCGUCGUUGGAAAGUGCCACAAGAAUCCCACGUUCAACCCAUUAUUGAAAGCAGCGCCUGCAGGAUACGACUCGGUGGUUGCUCCCGCAAUAUUAUUUGCUGGUGGUGAUGAACUCAUCGUGUACGACGACGAUGCUACCCUUCGCAGUUCUCGACUUCUCGACACUCUAUCGUUCAUGGGUUCUGCGACUUGUGAUUUCUGUCAUUCAAAGCCGAAGUUUGUGCAAGGGGGGAAGACACAUCCCUACUGCGGAAAGACGUGUGCUGGAAAAGCUAAGGUUAAGGGUGGAGUACACCCCUCUCAAGCUGGAGGUUGUGCUAUUCCAGGGUGUCCCAAAGCGCCCUUCGUCGACGCGACUGGGAAGACGAGCCUUUAUUGUGGAGUGGCCCACAGAGAAUUGGCAAAGAAUGCUUGCCUCAUGUGCCGUAAGGCUCCCAGGAAUGGUCACCAUCCCUGGUGCGGAAGGACGUGUGGCGCCAAGGCUGAAAGUCAGGCUACGUUGUUGCUAGAAGUUACCAAUGUUCAUGCAACGUUCAAAGAUGUUGAAGCGCAAUUUAAAGCUUCGUGGAGAAACCCUUCGUCUCCACCUCCAGAAGUGAAGUAUAUAUAUAAAAUCGUUGAAUCAGCUACCUCUCGAGCCAGCUAUGACAAGUACCGUGCAUCGGUUGAAGCACGAGGUAACUUCGCUGCAAAGGGGCGGUCCGCAGGCAACGAAUGCAGGCGCUGGCAUGGUACCGUCCGGGAAUGUCACGUUGGAGAGCCAGGCCACGACCAGCUCUGUGGCUCUGGAACAUGUAGGCUUUGUACCAUCAUGAAGACAUCCUUCAAUCUUAGUGCGGCUGGCAAGAACUACGCCACCCUUAGGUUUGGCGCAGGCAUCUAUACAUCAUCUACUUCUGCUACGUCGAAUGGAUACUCCCGCAACACUCAAGCUUCGCCUGUGAAGGCACUGCUUCUUAAUAAAGUCGUUGUAGGAAGGUGUCUCAAGGAUGGAACAUCGAAUACUGGUUUGACAGCUGCACCCGCGGGAUAUGAUUCUGUUGUGGCUACCGCCAAUACCUGGGGAGGGGACGACGAAUUGAUAGUCUACAGUAAUGAUUCCGUCAGACCAUCUUACUUGGUCAUGUACGCUGCCUAA
This is a messenger RNA of Serpula lacrymans var. lacrymans S7.9, 1938 nucleotides long. RefSeq lists its product as uncharacterized. NCBI's taxonomy places the organism in Eukaryota, Fungi, Basidiomycota, Agaricomycetes, Boletales, Serpulaceae. The transcript is spliced from 16 exons. The coding region runs from base 1 to 1938 and encodes 645 amino acids. The record is from RefSeq and is a predicted model, not a curated record. Gene Ontology annotation, molecular function: NAD+ poly-ADP-ribosyltransferase activity.